Molecule: messenger RNA, 3709 nt
Organism: Erinaceus europaeus (western European hedgehog)
Lineage: Eukaryota; Metazoa; Chordata; Mammalia; Eulipotyphla; Erinaceidae
Gene: ZNF608
Product: zinc finger protein 608
Exons: 3
Coding region: 1437-2678 (413 amino acids)
Biological process (GO): regulation of transcription by RNA polymerase II
Cellular component (GO): nucleus
Source: RefSeq, a predicted model, not a curated record
GUUGCUAGCUCGCCCAUCCCCCUACCCCCUGGCCCCGACAUUUCCAGCAAAGCGACUCUCCACUUCCAAUCCAUCAACAAUUCAUUACUGCUUUUAGCUUCCAAACGCCAGCUAAUUAAAAAUACUAAGCCAAGCUCCGGGGCCAGAGUACUAAACACAGGAGGAGGGGUGUGUGGGCGAGAGGAGGAGAGAAAAAUAAAUAAAAGGGAGACGCACCGUUUGCGCUUAUAAACGGGGAAGGGAAAAAAAAAACUGAAAAAGGUCCCCUUGGGAAAAAAAAAACAUUUUUUUUUACUCUAAUUAUCGAAUCAGCACAUGACUGAUUGGUCAUGACAGCGGAUUUUCUCCCCCCUUGGGGACUAGACUAGGAACUCGGUUCCUUUUUCUUAAAACAACAUAAAACAGGAAAACAUCACAUCCUUUUGGGUUUCAAAGACUGAACCAAUUUUCAACGCCGUUACUUCCCCCACCCCAGCGCCCCCCGCCCGGAGCGAAGGCUGUUAUAACUGGUUUCUGGGCUCCCAGAAUCUUGUGCUCCCCUCCCCCUCCACACCUUUCUUUUUCUUCUCGCUCGGCCCCUCAUCCCACCCUUUCUUCCUUCCUCCUCCUCCUCCCUCUCCUCCCACUCUUCUGCCCCCUCCUUCCCUCUUAAGUUAGUUCAAGAAAUCAAAUCUGUCAGGACGGGCGGAAAAAUGCCACUUCCCGACUAACAGGCGGAAUCCAGCCCAGAUUUUCAGUCCUUUCUUCUUCUUUCUUCCCUUUCGCUAAUUUAUCCCGAUGUUAGCACAUUCUGUCUUGUUACUAGCGGACGCCUGUAGGUUUGCUACAUGGGAUCAUUACUUACUGAUCACGGUGACUCUGAAGUCUGGAACUGAAGGCGGAAUGAGAAGUUGGGAAAACUUUUUUCUCUAAGCUCUUUUUUUUUUUUUUUAAACUAUUCUCGAUGCUUGUUACGAGGAAAAAAACCCUUUGGUGCUUCUGUUGUGAAUGUGAAACAUUAUCUUCCAGCUGUACAGUGACACAUUUUUUUAAGGAAAAAGGACUCCUGAACUGCUUGCCAAAAAGGGGGGGCGGGGAGGUGGAAUAAUGUUAUCGAGUGAUUAUUCUGGCUGAGAUGUGUUAUUUGGUUUCUUCCUUCUUGAUCAUUUGGUGUUUAAGUAAAAUGAGGCACAGGCUUGUUUGCCGAGUGGAGUGGGAAAGGCAUUUUGAUUUGCUGGCCUAAUUAAAAAAUGAUAAAGGAUUAAAAGGAAAAAGUGGACCUGGACUGAAGGGUGUAAUAUCCCUGGACACAUUCCUGGGGCAGGAAAAAGAAGAGGAAGACUAGAAGAUUUUUUUUUCUUUUUUUUUAAGAAAAAGCCCAGCGGAGCUAAACGAAUGUCCCCUCAUCUCCAAAGGAAAGUUCAUCGGAUUUUUAUUCUAGAGAGCUCAUCUUCAGGAUGUCAGUGAACAUUUCGACGGCAGGAAAAGGUGUGGAUCCAAAUACAGUUGAUACUUAUGACAGUGGCGAUGAUUGGGAAAUCGGGGUUGGAAAUUUAAUAAUCGAUCUGGACGCUGAUUUGGAGAAGGACAGACAGAAAUUUGAGAUGAAUAAUUCUACCAACACCACGAGCAGCAGCAGCAACUCGAAGGAUUGUGGAAGUCUGGCCUCCAGUGGGGCCGGUGCUACGGCAGCCUUAGCGGAGGGCCUAAAAUUUGCUUCUGUUCAGCCCUCUGCACCCCAGGGGAAUUCACACAAAGAGACCAGCAAAUCAAAAGUGAAAAGGAGUAAAACUUCUAAGGAUGCUAAUAAAUCUCUGCCUUCUGCUGCCUUGUAUGGGAUUCCCGAGAUCAGCAGCACUGGCAAGAGGCAGGAAGUCCAAGGGCGCCCUGGAGAGGCAACUGGCAUGAAUUCAGCGCUGGGUCAAAGUGUGAGUGGCGGCGGCGGCGGCGGCGGCAACCCAAACAGCAACUGUACCGGCACCGGCACCUCGGCUGCCGCCGCGGGGGCGGCCUCCUGUGGGAAGAGCAAAGAGGAGAAGCCAGGUAAAAGCCAGAGCAGCCGAGGCGCCAAGCGGGAUAAGGAUGCGGGGAAAUCCAGGAAGGACAAGCACGACCUGUUGCAGCAGGGCCACCAGAAUGGCAGUGGCAGCCAGGCCCCUCCCGGGGGGCACCUCUAUGGCUUUGGGGCCAAGAGCAAUGGAGGUGGCGCGAGCCCCUUCCACUGCGGGGGCGCUGGGAGUGGCAGCAGCGGCGCGGCUGCCGGGGAAGUUAGCAAAAGUGCCCCGGAUUCAGGGCUCUUGGGAAACUCUGUGUUGGUAAAGAAGGAAGAGGAGGAGGAGGAGAGCCACAGGCGAAUCAAGAAACUGAAAACCGAGAAGGUUGACCCCCUGUUUACAGUGCCAGCACCACCACCACCGAUUUCCAGCAGUCUCACGCCUCAGAUUCUACCCUCCUACUUUUCCCCAGCUUCAUCCAAUAUUGCAGCACCGGUUGAACAGCUUUUGGUUCGGACUCGUUCUGUGGGUGUCAAUACAUGUGAAGUUGGAGUAGUGACAGAACCAGAGUGUCUUGGGCCCUGUGAACCUGGGACCAGUGUGAAUUUGGAAGGGAUCGUGUGGCAUGAAACAGAAGAAGGUAAAUACAAUUUAUUCAUUUAUUUGUUGAUUGAUUUUCCCCAUGUCUUCUUCCCCACAGGAUGAUGCAUUUAUGUCUACCUGGAAGGGGGCAUUUGUUUUUGUGGUCAUCAGAAAGUAAAGUAGUUUUCAUGAUCUCUUGUUCAAAAUGAAUCGGGUGUCCCUAAAAAGUGGUUCUCCCCUCUGUUUAAAGUGCUAACUCAAAGACUUCUGUGUGAGAAGCAAAGUGAAGGCUAUCCUUUUUUCCCAAGAAGUAUCCUGGAAGUUAGGAGAUGGACCUCUUGUUCAUUUUUUUUUUUUUUUUAAAUAGGUGUUCUUAUCAAUCUGCAUGUCUUGACGUGGUGGUUUCUUUUGUUUUGAGACUGUCUUUGCCUUCUAGAUUGAGCAAAGUCUCUUGCAUUCAGUGAGGGCCGUUGCCAUGAUACAGCCAUGAUCUAAUAAUGUCAAGCUUGGUUGACCGCAGUUGAGCCAAUCUGUUCUCUUCAUGGCCAGAGAUGUAGUACCACCCUAGCCCCGGCAGGCCAUUUGGCAAGUGGCAUCUGUAUGAUCCGUUAGUCACUAGAGAAACAGAUUAGUAAUCCAUCAUUGCGAUUGGAGAUAUCACUAUGAGCCUAUGUCAUUUUGAAAGUGGAUCCUAGCCAUGGUUGGCCACAUGCUGUAGAGCAUAUUAUCAUCAGAUAUGUAUUUUAGAUGAUCAGGGUCAUUAACAGAAACCAACAAUUAAUUAAUUAACAGGAGAGUGCUACAUCUCUCCCUGGGACAAUGAUUAAAGUAGAAAAAAUAAGGAAGAGUGCCUCAGGGUAUACCAGGGAAUAAGGAAAGUGAAGGUUACAAGGGCGUUUUUUUUUUUUUAACCAAAGUUUGAUUAAUCAAGAAGAAAGGAUGAUAUAUUGCAGUAAAGUAAAAGACUCUGAGAUGCGGGGGAGGGUUCAGGUCCUGGAAUAUGAUGGCAGAGGAGGACCUAGUAGAGGUUAAAUUGUUGUGUGGAAAAUUGAGAAAUUUUACACAUGUACAAACUAUUGUAUUUUACUGUUGACUAUAAACCACUAAUUCCCCAAUAAGGAAAUAAAAAAAAAAAGGAAGGAAGGAAGUGGCAG